GCGCUUACACAUACGUUCAAAAACACUUUUAUGUCAUAAUCGAUUCAAUGUCGUAUUUGUUGAAUUGAGUGUUUAUGGCGGUUUGCGUGUGAGUCCGUGUGUGUGUGUGCGUGUGUGUAGGGACCGCCCCCUUUCAACAGUACAAACUGUGUCUGCAGACAUCCAUGGUGCCUUUCACCGGGACAAUCACCCACCGUGUGCUUGACGCUCUUUCAGGGAUUUUUGUGACCACAGCACUGAUCAACAGACGGACUAUGUUUGGCUUCCACAAGUCAAAGAUCUACCGGAGUAACGACGGCUGCUGCAUCUGCAAGACCAAGUCCUCCAGCUCCCGGUUCACAGACAGCAGCCGCUAUGAGGAGACCUUCAGGCUGUGUUUUGGGCUCUCAGAGGAUCGUGUUGGUGACAUUUGCAACGCCUGUGUGUUACUGGUGAAAAGGUGGAAGAAGCUGCCAAUUGGCUCCAAGAAGAACUGGAACCAUGUGGUGGAUGCCAGAGCUGGACCAGGCUUUAAGGUGACCAAACCCAAGAAGAUCAAGAACAGUGAUGGGAAGAAGAAGAGCAAGCUAAAGAGGCUGCACAAGUUAAAGAGACAAACAGACUCAGACGCUCACAGCACCACCUCCAGUGUGUCUCCUGCUCAGUCUCCCAGUUACAGCAACCAGUCGGAUGAUGGCUCAGACAUCGAGUCCAAACAGCAGAGACGCUCCACACCUUCAAUCUUCUCUUUCUUGGACCGUACCUACUGGAAAAGACAGAAGGUGUGCUGCGGCAUCAUCUACAAGGGUCGAUUUGGCGAGGUCAUUAUCGAUCCCCGCCUUUUCAAGCCCUGCUGCAGCUCCAAAAAACCGAAGACCCUGACAUCCACACAAGUGACCACUCACUUGCCGGACACACUUCCGCCACAGCUCCCGGAAGAAAUGAAAGCAAGCUGGUGAAUGGUCUGGUUGAAUUCUCCCUGUGGGGUUAUCCAUGGCAUCCACGUGGAUUCGUCUCCAGUGGCAGACCUACUUCCGUAUCUUUUUUUCUUUUUUUUUUUUUUUUCCCCCUCCACCCCUUGUUAGAUCAGUUGGUUAGUUGUCUUCGUAAUAUUCCUUUUUAUAUGCUUAUUUUUUUAACUUUUGUAUAGAGUUGAUUUCCUUUUUUAUAGAUACAAAGAAAGAAAAAAAAAACUGGCGGGCAUUAGUGUUAUUUAUAGGAUGUGGAGACAAAAAUUUGGUAAAGCUCCACGUUUGAUUUUGAAUGAUUUUUGAUUAUUUUGUAUUAAUUGAUGAGCUUUUUGUAAAUAAGUCACCUUUUCAUACAUAUCAGGACUGUUGUAUUUUUUUUUUUAAUGUGUUUUUUUUUUUUUUUUUAUUGUGUCACAUUGUAAGUGCAUGAGAAAGGCACUGGCUGUUCAACACGUUGCUCUUGUGUCCACUCUGCUUUGUCCAUGUUUUCCGAACACAAAUAACUUGUUAAUUCCAGGGAUCUUUAGUGUAACUCUGAAUUCAACGACCUUUUUACUCUGUAUAUAGAAGAGAAGUCUCUCAGACAUGUUCACACUUAAAGCAUGCCAGACGUUUGAAGCACCCCUCGUUACUUUACCAGUUUGUGCACAUUGACUCAGAUGUUGUAAAACCAUGCAUGCAGUAUGUGUCUCUGGCUUUAGAAAUGACAGCAGUGAUUCAUUUUUAUUUUAUUUUUUUGUACCGUCACAAUGAAAUGGCAUUGCAUGUUAUGUUGAAAAGCAGAUUUUUUUUUUUUUUUUUUUUGGUAUAUAUCUUGACAUCCAAACCAUUUUAAACUAUGAAAAUGGCAAACCACUACAUUCAUGUAGGAAUUUUUCUUGUCUUGAAAUGUGCUGCACAGUUUUAAGCCAGUUUUUCUUUUUUGGUCAUCUUUUCACAUCUCAUUUUGUGUCUCUUUAAAGGCAGCUGUAGCUUUGCGCUCUGUGCAGAAGUGUGGACUGCAGGGAAGAAGAGUUACCAAAUUGUACCGUCAUUUCUCCAUGAAAAUCUUACUGUUUGAACACUGUUGUGAGAAACUUAACAUAACAUACAUUUUUUUUAGCCAGUGAAUUACUGUUGGAGAGAUGUGUUUGUCAUUGCUGUAAUUUAUUUUUUAGAAGCAACAGUUCAAACUAUGCAGACAUUUUGAAUGUGAUAAGUGCUCUGGGGCUGUCUGCCACUUUUUUGCUGUCAUGCUGUAAAGAAGCAGAUCUUUAUUCAACCAAACGGGCUUGUAAAAAGCAUCCUAUUUUAGCAAUAAUGCUCCAUUUUUUAUAAACGGCAGUCAAUAUGUCACAACAGUUUGGGUUUUUUUUUUUAUUCCAACGUGCAUACUAUCUGAAAUACUGCAGUGACAACGGUUGCUUUGUCUUUCAUUCACCUAACUUGUCUCAAACUAAAUUGUCAGGCAGUGCUCUGCAGAAGUUAUCUAAUAUAUGAACUUUUCUGUGGCGGGGUAGUUAAAUGCUGAACAUGUGUAUGAUUCUUAUUCAGAAGAGGAAUGCUGCUCUCUCAUAAGCUGGAAAAUAAGCUUGUAUUUUUUUGUCCUUAGGGAGUUGCCAUAUUGUUUUUGCGAGGUACAUUUUGGGAUGUGAGAUGUGCCUUAAUGACUUACCUGACUUUUUCCAUUAUGAUUCUUAUGUAAUUUAUAUUUAUUUAUUACAAAACCUUUUUAAUGGAAAUCUUGAGAUAACUGGUGUGGAGCCUCUCAGAAAGACAGUUUUUCUUUUUUUUUUUUAAUUUCGUGCACUUCCGUUGAACAUGCAAUGUAUGUUUUUUAUGCUUUUUUCUAUACUGUACCACAAAGUAGAUCUGUAUUAUAAUAAAUAGAUUAAAAAUGU
Molecule: messenger RNA, 2830 nt
Organism: Salarias fasciatus (jewelled blenny)
Lineage: Eukaryota; Metazoa; Chordata; Actinopteri; Blenniiformes; Blenniidae
Gene: sinhcafl
Product: SIN3-HDAC complex associated factor, like
Exons: 5
Coding region: 165-938 (257 amino acids)
Biological process (GO): negative regulation of cell migration
Cellular component (GO): Sin3-type complex
Source: RefSeq, a predicted model, not a curated record